GAAACCAACAAACACGGCAUGAACUUGAAAACUGGGGCUUUGGAUUCUCUGAAAGACUGUUAGAAGUGCCUGGGCAUGUCUUUGUUAAAGAAAACAUUACUGGUUUCGAUAAUGCCUACAUUCAUUACAACCCAAAGUGUGCAAACUGGCUUCAUGGAAUGAAACACCAGAAGCUCUUGGUGACUGUUGCCCUUAGAAACUGGCUCAUGCUGUUUCCAAAGAAACACGACCAACUAGCUCUCCACUUUGUGCUGUUUCUCGAAAUAUCAGGACGAGAUAUAGGCAUGCAGAUCUCACAUCCAACCAAGAUUGCCUUGGAUGACGACCGGAAUGAAACAUAUCUGAGGGCUUUGAGGAACUCUGUGACCUCUGACAUCCAGAUGGUGGUAUGCAUAGUCAGUGACAAGAAGAAGGACCGAUACAAUGCCAUCAAGAGGUUCUGUACAUGUGAGAGACCAGUCCCAUGUCAAGUAGUUAUACAGAAGAACCUGGCUGUGGCACGGUUGAUGAUGAAAAUGACUAGAAACAUAGCAAUACAGCUCAACUGCAAACUUGGAGGAGAGGCAUGGACGGUUCAUAUUCCUUUUGUUGUUCCUGUCAUGGUGAUUGGUAUCGACACCUACCCGGACAUGUCCAUGAGGAACUGGUCCGUGUGUGGCGUGGUUUGCAGCAUGAACACCAUCUGCACUCGCUUCUACAGCAGAGUCAUCUUCUAUGAAAGUCAUGAUGAGCUGAUCAAUAGACUGAUGCCAAUAUGUAGAGAGGGUCUGAGAAAGUACCAGCAAAGACGUGGUGUUCUACCUGAAAAUAUUUUCAUCUAUCGUGAUGGUGUCAGAGAGGGCCAACUGGAUGCCGUAGUCAGUCGUGAGCUGCCACGGGUCAAGGAAAUCUUUCAACUGUACAGGGAGAACUACAGUCCACAUUUGUCAUUCAUUGUGGUGAAUAAGCAAGUCAACACCCGGCUGUUCAUCAGGACCACUGAUGUGGAAAACCCUCCUCCUGGUACAGUGGUGGACUCUGUCAUUACCAAACAGGAAUGUCACAACUUCUUCAUGGUGAGCGACUCAAGGGGCACGCUGUCGCCAACCCACUACACUGUCAUCUUUCACAACUCGGGUCUUCUUCGAGAGUACCUGCAGAGAUUUACCUUCAAAUUGACCCACCUGUACUACAACAUGCCGAGGACCAUCCGAGUACCUGCCCCCUGUCAGUAUGCUCACAAACUGGCCUCUCUAGUUGGGCAGAGCCUACACGGGGAACCGUCAAUACACCUGGCUGACAGACUGUACUACCUGUAGUCAGGUCACGUCGUUAGUCAUCUGUACACCUGUCUGACAAACUGUACUACCUGUAGUCAGAUCACUUCGUUAGUCAUCUGUACACCUGGCUAACAGACUGUACUACCUGUAGUCAUAUCACUUCGUUAGUCAUCUGUUCACCUGGCUGACAGACUGUACUACCUGUAGUCAGAUCACUUCGUUAGUCAUCUUUAUACCUGGCUGACAGACUACUACCUGUAAUAAGGUAACCUGGAAAUAUGUAGGAAAUCUAGUUGAUGUUAGCUGAUGUGUGAGAUGUUUAAACACGCCACUUGUAUUGGCUGGUCAUAUAUUGUAGCAGUAGUGCAGUGUUGUGUGUCCAUUCCGUCUUGUUAAGUGUUAAUAGAGCAUCCUUUUUCUGU
Molecule: messenger RNA, 1681 nt
Organism: Haliotis rubra (blacklip abalone)
Lineage: Eukaryota; Metazoa; Mollusca; Gastropoda; Lepetellida; Haliotidae
Product: piwi-like protein Ago3
Exons: 10
Coding region: 159-1298 (379 amino acids)
Biological process (GO): regulatory ncRNA-mediated gene silencing
Cellular component (GO): P granule
Molecular function (GO): piRNA binding
Source: RefSeq, a predicted model, not a curated record